Messenger RNA from Arachis ipaensis, 441 nucleotides. NCBI's taxonomy places the organism in Eukaryota, Viridiplantae, Streptophyta, Magnoliopsida, Fabales, Fabaceae. The record is from RefSeq and is a predicted model, not a curated record.
AUGACGAAGCUGUAUUUGGUGUCUCAGGAUGGAAAUGUAGAGUUGUGCUUCUAUUGUGCCUGUUUUCCUUCUAUCAACAGAGAUUUUAGAUACAAUUGUUUAAAUGGCACAAUUCCAAAGGAAUUGGCUUCAAUGAAUUUAACUUCCAUCUCUCUUCUUGUGAAUCACUUGUCAGGGGAAAUUCCAAAACAUCUAGGAAAUAUUACUACUCUCACAUACCUGAUGCUGGAAGCAAACAAUUUUUCUGCAGUUGUUCCACCUGAACUUGGGAAGCUGAUCAACUUGCAGACCUUGGUACUGUCAUCAAAUCAGUUGACCGGGAACUUACCAUCGGCACUUGCUGGGCUGCAAAAUUUAACCGACUUUAGGAUAAGUAGUAACAACUUUACAGGAACCAUACCUGAUUUCAUAAAGAACUGGAAAUUUCUCCAAAGACUAUGA